AUGUCACAUCAAAAUAUAGCUAUUGAUCAAAAUAAUAAUAGUAGCAAGCGAAAGGACUCUGAUCAAAAAUCCAUAUUUGUAUCGAAUAUUUCAUUGGAGAUAACACCAGAAGUAAUUGAUGAACUGUUUCGCAAUUGUGGUGAUAUACAGAGGAUUACAAUUUUAUAUGAUAAAAAUACUCACUCCAACAAAGGAGGACAUGCGUACGUAGAAUUUGAUUCCGUACGUUCCAAGGAAAAUGCAUUAGAAUUAAAUGGGAUAAUUCAUGAAGGACGAAAAUUAAUUAUAAGACCUAAAAGAACUAAUAUUCCUAGAUUCCAAAGGGUUAACUCUAAAUACUUGACCGAUGAACUCCAAUAA
Molecule: messenger RNA, 360 nt
Organism: Vanderwaltozyma polyspora DSM 70294
Lineage: Eukaryota; Fungi; Ascomycota; Saccharomycetes; Saccharomycetales; Saccharomycetaceae
Gene: SGN1
Product: Sgn1p
Exons: 1
Coding region: 1-360 (119 amino acids)
Molecular function (GO): RNA binding
Source: RefSeq, a predicted model, not a curated record